Molecule: messenger RNA, 1602 nt
Organism: Homarus americanus (American lobster)
Lineage: Eukaryota; Metazoa; Arthropoda; Malacostraca; Decapoda; Nephropidae
Product: integumentary mucin C.1-like
Exons: 5
Coding region: 1-1602 (533 amino acids)
Source: RefSeq, a predicted model, not a curated record
AUGACGGUGUCUACAAGUACACCUGAAACGGCUGUGACGGCAUCUACAAGUAUACCAGAGACGGCUGUAACGGCUUCUACAAGUACACCGGAGACGGCUGUGACGGCAUUUACAAGUAUACCAGAGACUGCUGUAAAGGUGUCUAAAAGUAUACCAGAGACGGCUGUAACGGCGUCUACAAGUAUACCAGAGACGGCUGUAACACAGACAGCUGUGACGGCAUUUAAGUAUACCAGGACAGCUGUAACAGCGUCUACUGAAGAGACGGCUGCGGCUUCUACAAGUACACCAGAGACGGCUGUGACGGCAUCAUUCUUGGUUUACCAAAAGACGGCUGUAACGGCGUCUACAAAUAUACCAGAGACGGCUGUAACGGCGUCUACAAAUAUACCAGAGACGGCUGUAACGGCGUCUACAAGCAUACCAGAGACGGCUGUAACGGUGCUAAAGCACACCAGAGACGGCUGUAACGGCAUCGCGAGACGCUGUAGCGGCAUCUACAAGUAUACCAGAGACGGCUGUAACGGUGUCUACAAGUACACCAGAGACGGCUGUAACGGCGUCUACAAGUCAGAGACGGCUAACGACAAGGAGACGGCUGUAACGGUGUCUACAAGUAUACCAGAGACGGCUGUAACGGCAUCUACAAGUAUACCAGAGACGGCUGUAACGGUGUCUAAAAGUAUACCAGAGACGGCUGUAACGGUGUCUACAAGUAUACCAGAGACGGCUGUAACGGUGUCUACAAGCAUACCAGAGACGGCUGUAGCUAUACCAGCGGCUGUAGCGGCAUCUACAAGUAUACCAGAGACGGCUGUAGCGGCAUCUACAAUAUACCAGAGACAUAUAACGGUGUCUACAAGUAUACCAGAGACGGCUGUAACGGUGCCCAGAGACGGCUGUAACGGUGUCUACAAGUGCACACGGACGGCUGUAACGGUGUCUACAAGUAUACCAGAGACGGCUGUAGCGGCAUCUACAAGUAUACCAGAGACGGCUGUAGCGGCAUCUACAAGUAUACCAGAGACGGCUGUAACGGUGUCUACAAAUACCAGAGACGGCUGUAACGGCAUCUACACCAGACGGCUUAUACCAGAGACGGCUGUAACGGUGUCUACAAGUAUACCAGAGACGGCUGUAGCGGCAUCUACAAGUACACCUGAGACGGCUGUAACGGUGUCUAAAAGUAUACCAGAGACGGCUGUAACGGCAUCUACAAGUAUACCAGAGACGGCUGUAACGGUGUCUACAAGUAUACCAGAGACAGCUGUAACGGCAUCUACAAGUACGCCAGAGACGGCUGUAACGGCGUCUACAAGUACACCUAAGACGACUGUGACGGUGUCUACAAGUACACCAGAGACUGCUGUGACGGUGUCUACAAGUACACCAGAGACGGCUGUGACGGCGUCUACAAGUACACCUGAGACGACUGUGACGGUGUCUACAAGUACACCAGAGACGGCUGUGACGGCGUCUACAAGUACACCUGAGACGACUGUGACGGUGUCUACAAGUACACCAGAGACGGAUGUAACGGCACCUACAAGUACACCAGAGACGGCUGUGACGGCGACCAAAGUACACCUGAGACGGCUGUGA